UAAAUCAUUGGCUAGCUCUGGUGGUAUGGAUGCAAAUUCGAAGAAUUUAAUUAUCUUAUGGAUUAGCAAUGAGACCAGGACUAAAGAUUUUAUAUAAGCAAAAAAAUCCUCAUGGCUUCCAGAGUUCCAUGCAACUCGGAGAUGGAAUCAAGCCACAUGGAGCACGCAGCACAUUUGACUUGAUCAAGCUGUUCACGUCGUCUGCGAUGGUGGUUUUGGUUUGCCACGCUUGAGCCGUUGGCCGCCCAAACCAAACCGUCUCGUCAGUCCUCGGUCCUCACAUGGCGAGAGUGGCGUGGCCAGGCGCACUCGCCGCCGCCUUCCUCCUGUGCGCGGCCGCGGAGGUGGCGCUGGGGGCGAAGCGGGUGCCCAUCCCGGACGACCUGCGCGACGUGGUGGACGACGAGGAGGACGACGAAUGGCGCAGCUGGGGCGCGAGCCACUCGCGGGGCCCGGGCCGCGGCGACAGCCCGCCGCCGGACCUGUCGCGGAUGGAUCCGCCCGCCCUCCAGGCCGAGCUCCUCCGCGGCCAAACCGGGCCCUCGUUCGGCUUCGUCAAGCUCCGCCCCGGCACCCCUCGCUCUCGGGAGGAUGUGGUGGGAAUCGCGACGAGGUGGAGCAAUGUGCUGCGAACCGGAUCAGUGGAGGCCAAAUUCGUAGCAGUUGAUUUCGGUACGCUCAUGUUCACCAUGGAGAGAGGGCGAGACAUUCUCGAGCUGAAGGAGUUUAUCUUGAGCCAGGCCGAGGCGUACGAGUUUAAGAUUGGUGAUAAAGUUUUCCGCAGACCUGGAGACCCGCCCCUGGACCAAGUUCUUGAAAAGCUUCAGAAAGAGAAGAAUCAUAAAUCACAAGAGGAACUUUAGAUCCAUUCACCAAUCUGUUCUGCAUGUGCUGUUCGUUCGUUCAUUGUCUAGUAUAGCAGUUUUACACUGUUACCUUUUUAUUACAAUUUGACAAGAUUACAAGUAUCCCUCUUUGCAAA
Molecule: messenger RNA, 982 nt
Organism: Panicum hallii
Lineage: Eukaryota; Viridiplantae; Streptophyta; Magnoliopsida; Poales; Poaceae
Exons: 3
Coding region: 282-863 (193 amino acids)
Source: RefSeq, a predicted model, not a curated record